This is a messenger RNA of Oncorhynchus nerka (sockeye salmon), 4169 nucleotides long. Its product is annotated as ras and EF-hand domain-containing protein homolog. Gene Ontology annotation, cellular component: perinuclear region of cytoplasm; cytosol. Bases 1021 to 3042 code for a protein of 673 amino acids. Gene Ontology annotation, molecular function: GTP binding; calcium ion binding; GTPase activity. NCBI's taxonomy places the organism in Eukaryota, Metazoa, Chordata, Actinopteri, Salmoniformes, Salmonidae. The record is from RefSeq and is a predicted model, not a curated record. The transcript is spliced from 17 exons. Gene Ontology annotation, biological process: vesicle-mediated transport.
CUUCAUGGACCUUGUUUCACAGGCUGCAUAUGUGCUAUUUUAACACUUUUAUGGGAUGCUUGAUUGUUUUUAAUGCUUUGCUGGGGAGAUUAUCAGAAGUAGACUUACUCAUGUUAUUUAUAUUGGAGCUGAUAGUGCAGGGUGAGCUGCACAAAGUGGUCUUCCUACUAGGGCACACCGCCUCAGUGGUAACAGUGUAACUCUGGAUCAUAGGCUCAUGAUUACUGCAUACAAUAGCUGUAGGAUAAACAUAAGUAUUUGGUGCAAUUAGGGGUACAUAUAUUUAGUUAUUUACAUUGUGUUUGCCAAUGCCCCUAGGAUCAUGUACAUUUGAUGCAACAUUAUGAUGACUCAUUGUCACAAUUGUAGGGAUUAACUGAGCUGGUUUUAGAUCAUUGAACAGUCAUUGUUUCAACGCAGCCUUGAAAUGCGUGGACAGAGUCCAGGAGCCAAGAUGAUUUGGAUGGACUCCGUCAUUCCUGUAGAGUAUCUUCUGUUUCCAGAAGGUGUCAAAAUUAUCUACAAAAGUGACUCUAGUUGAGCUACAGUAGUCCUUUAGCCAGAUGUGUAAUGCCAGCAGUCUGAUUAAUCUUUCACAACUGCGGCCCCACGAUGGUACUGGACCUAUAAGGAUUGACCGUUGUUUGUAGUCUUUUAAUGCUGAAAUCAGUUCUUUAAAACCAAUUUUGAAAUGUUUCAAGUUAGCCCUCCUGAUGUCGUUUGACCCCCCCACCCCACCCCCCCACACACAUGUAUUACGACAGUGUCAGCUCCUGGCAUCUGUCAUAGAACAGUCGGAAGCAGCCUUGUGAUGUCCUGUACUCGUGCUCCUGCGUAAGCACAGGGUUUUUGCCUUGGGAACUGAGAUGUUUCUCACCGUAGAGCUGCCUAUGAUGACAGCUGGUGAUAUUGAAUGGGCCGGUCUCUCAGGCAGCCUCAUGGUCUGAUGAGGGUGGGAGCUCCGAGGAUCUGAACCCGAGGUAGAAACCACCGGAGAGGGAGACGGAACAAAGGACGAAGAUGCAGGUACCUCCGGAUCCCAUCUUGAAUUGGAAGCCCCCAAGGAAGAUGGCGCUGGAACCUCUGGAUCCAAAGCUGUUUCUGGUCUGUGUCAGAUCAGGGCUCAACAUCUCCAUGGAGACCCCCGUUACCAGAGGACACUUUCUUCUACUUCCACGGAAUGAGCAGGCAGCCACGCUGUACCAGAACAUCAGUAUGACAGAGCCCAGGAUGGUGCCUCAGUAUGAGAGAGUCAUUAUGAGCUUCACAAGAGAGAUCAAGCAGCACAAUGCUGAGAUGGAGAACCUGGCCCUGGCUGUGAAACGAGCCCAUGACCAAGCCGCCAUGCAGCUCAGCGAGAUGGAGGAGGAGAUGGAUCAACGCAUCCAUGCAGCUGAGAACAACACACAGCAACAGGAGGCCAAGAGGACUGAGGCAGCUCUGAGUGAGCUGAAGAGACACUAUGAGUCUGAGGUGUGUGAACUGCAGCACAAGCUCCAGAAGAUGCAGCUGAUUGAAGACCAGUACAAGAACAUCAACAUGAAAGAUGAGUCUUCAACCCUGAAGAGAAAGAUCAACGAACUGACUCUGGAAAACCAGCGGUUGAAGCAGGAGUUGAUGCAGUCUCAAACUAACAUAGCCUUUCUUCAGAGUGAACUGGCCUCUCUGAAGAGUGAUCUGACAGACCACAGCAUCAACUCUGAGCGGGAUGAGGCGAUGAUGAGAGACUUCUCUGAUGAGAGGGAGAACCUGGAGCGACAGAUAGAGAUCCUACAAACAGCCAACAGGAAGCUCCAUGACAGUAACGACGGGCUGCGCAGUUCCCUGGAGAACACCCUCAGCAAGAGCAUUAAGCGUGGUAGCAGUGCUUCCCCAGCCAGCACCAUUAGCAGGAGGAGCAAGAGUAUCUGUUACUCAUCUCCAUACCGUGACAGGUUCUACCAGGCGGGUGUGGAUGGUGUGGAUGCGGACGGAGACCUGCUGGGCCUUUGUGGAGGUGAAGGUGGUAGGAGUUCUCUGGGGUGUCGGCGGCCCAGUCUGGACACCCUAGCCCUGGCUCUGUGUGACCCGGCCAUGCAGGUAAAACGCAGCAGGGAGGUAGACAGCCUGCCCGAGAGCUCCCUAGACAGUGGCAUGUCCACCCUGCGUGGCUCCAACAACGAAUAUGACUCUGAGCAGGAGGUGAAAGGGCACGAGGAGGAACAGAGGGUGGCAGGGAACACAGACAGCCUGGCGGGGGGCCACUCUGACAAUGACGUUGCAGAGAUGCGUGAUGAGAUGGUGUUUGGAUCAGACAGUGAUUCUGUCCUGGACUGGAAACCUUUGGAGUCAGUCAGCCGGACCAGCUCUGGAGCGUCCACACGCAAAGCCCUCUCUGCCAUCACCAAUGAGGGUAAAGAGAAGGAGUCAGCUGACCUGGGCUAUAUGACAUCAGAGAAGGCCUACAGGGUGGUGUUGGCUGGCGAUGCAGCGGUGGGCAAGUCCAGCUUCCUGCUCCGCCUCUGCAAGAACGAGUUCCGAGGAAACACCAGCGCCACCCUGGGGGUGGACUUUCAGAUGAAGACUCUAGUAGUGGAUGGAGAGCCCACCCUACUACAGUUGUGGGACACAGCAGGCCAGGAGAGGUUCCGCAGCAUUGCGAAGUCGUACUUCAGACGAGCCGACGGGGUCCUCCUGCUGUAUGAUGUCACCUGUGAAAAGAGCUUUCUCAACGUGAGAGAAUGGGUGGACAUGAUUGAGGACGUGUCCCAGGAUGACGUUCCCAUCAUGCUAGUUGGAAAUAAGUGUGACCUGAGGGAGCAAGCGCUACAGGACAGUGUCACCUGUGUCCCCACCAGCUUCGGAGAGAAGCUGGCCAUGACAUAUAACGCCCUCUUCUGUGAGACCAGUGCUAAAGACGGAUCUAAUGUCAUAGAGGCCGUGCUGCAUCUGGCCAGAGAGAUGACCAAGCAGGUUCAUGGGGAUGAGAACCAGGAGUCUGUGACCAACCUCUACAGAAGUCCCAACAAGAAGAUGCCCACUGUCACCUGCUGCACAGGAUAAGAAACCACACAGGAACACUACUAGAGUAACCAAAACUCAGCAACAGAACACCACAAUACAAGAAUACUGUCAGCAAAGACAGAACAAGAGAAAAAUGAGACUUCAGAAGAACAGAACACAGGAGAAUCCAGUCAGAACACUUGAGUACCAUAGCACUAGAAUGUCAAACAGCUUAUUUUCUCGUAUGAGAUCAACUGUGCUUGUUUUAAGCUGUGUGUGCAUGUGUGCACGAUUAUGCAAUUAUAUGUUUGCAUGAGUACAUGUGUCUUCUUAUGAAGCCUCUGUGUCGAAGCCAUGGUCAUUUGUAUUGCAGAUAGCUAUUGUAUAUAUCAAUGUACAGGUAGUGUCUGAAAAGUACCAUGUACUGGCAAAUUAUAUUCUCAACAAGUCACUAGAAAGCUUGGGAUAGCAGCAAUUUACAUGACAGAUAUGAUGAGGAGAGACAAAUGCACGUGAUAGGUGGUGAACAGGAGGGUGGGGAAAUGUUAUUUUUACUAUGGAAGAAUGAUCUUAUUAGCAAGCUGUUUAUUGCUAAGGGAUAAGGCGGAGGGAGGACCUACAGUAUAGUAGAUAUAAAUAUAGAAUUUCAUUCUAGUUCUGUGAUAGUAGACACAGUAGUGUCAGAAACAUCCUCCAUGUACAACAUUUGUGAUAAAGAGUAACAACUGCAUGUCAAGGAAGGAGUGUCAUGAUUGUUAGUUGAAUUCUGAUUGUAGGAGCCAAGAGCAACAUCUGGAGAGAAUGAUGUGAUUGGAUGACCGUGGGAGGAGCAAAAUGUCAAAUGUAUGAAUGUGGUGUGAAUGAAUGGGGCACAUUUUAUUUCUGUGUGUAUAUUGUAAAAAUAUUGUUAUCAUUAAUAUAUUAUGUAAUGUUAGACUUGCCAUUUGGACCUCUCCUGGGUCACUAAUGAUGUCACUGUGAGCCCACACCUGUCUGUCUGAGCCCUCUGUGUGGUCAUACUCAAAGAGCUUUACUAUUAAAAUGUAGCAUGAACAAAACCCAACGUGAUAUGACUUCCCUUAUCCAGGCAGAGUCUGAACAUAAUAUUUCAUGCUGAAUUUAUAUACACAGUAUAUUUCAUGUUGAGGGCAUGGAGUAUAAAAUAUAAUAAAUUAUAAUAUAAUUUA